Molecule: messenger RNA, 1359 nt
Organism: Asparagus officinalis (garden asparagus)
Lineage: Eukaryota; Viridiplantae; Streptophyta; Magnoliopsida; Asparagales; Asparagaceae
Exons: 10
Coding region: 191-1156 (321 amino acids)
Source: RefSeq, a predicted model, not a curated record
GAGGGUUCAGCAAGAAAAGUUCAAAUUUCAGAGAAAUUUUGCGAGACAUCGCAAAGUUCAUCGAGUUAUGUAAGACAAAUAAAGUUCAGUUGGUUUUGUGCGACGCCCUCCAUUAUUUAGGGGAGUUAAGUGAAAUUAACCCUUUUCUAAAUUACUAAAAUCCUAUCCAAAUUCUGAGCAGAAGAAAUCAAUGGCUAGAUUACGAAACUCUUUGUUCCAAUAUCGAACUCCAAUUGGAAUCUGGACCUCAUCUCUGAUCCUCGUCUACCUCACAAUUCGAAUCACCAUGGAUCACUCCUCACCCUCUCUCGAUUCAGGAUCUGCUUUGAUCUUGAGCGCAGAUCGAAGGGCAAAGUUGUAUGAUAAGAUGGAGAGAGAUCUUGACGAGAAGGGAGCUUUGUUUCUUAAAGGAGGAGAGACCUCACAGUCUCUCUCGUUGUCGGAUCUUUUUGAAAUUAAGGAUGGAUCCGUUGUUCCUAAACUUAGAGCGGCGGAGCCUCCAGUUCGGGCGAAUGUGCUGUAUAUGAGUACGGUGUUUUCAGUUCCUAUUGCGCAGGCUGUGAAGGAGAUUUUUCUUCCUUAUUUUGAUGGAGUCAUCUGGUUUCAGAAUUCAAGCCUCUAUCACUUCAGUAUGUUUCACGCCUCUCAUCACUUGACACCUGUCAUCGCAACAGAAAAUGAGAUUGAAGCUGAGGCUAGUGCUGUGAAAGAUGUUGCAGACCAUCUCUGUCCACUUAAAAUAGCUCUUGAUAGAGUGGUAUUAACUUCAACUGGCGUUCUUCUUGGAUGCUGGCAGGUGAUCUCUGGUACAGAUCCACUAACAAUCCGUGCAAAAUUGAAAAAUGCCCUUCCUAGAGCACCUGAACAGCAAUUGUAUGAUCCAGUGUUGCUUCACACUUCAUUUGCAAGGCUUUUAGGACACCCGAAAGUACCGGCAGAGGUCAUGAACAAGCCUUUUGAUCAACUCCAGUUCUUCCAUGAGCUAGUUGCACGAGUUAACCAGAAGUUGCAGGGUUUUGAGGCAAGUUCAUCGAAGGAGUACAAUGUCGUUGCACUUUCAGGUGACAGAAGGAUUAAGGGAGAAAGUUCUACCGUAACGAAUAUGCUCUCUCAAUUGUAUUUCCUAACAAAACUCUUUCUCUUUUACUGUAAAUGAUGUACAAGUCUGAACCACAUAUUUAUGUACUUCAAAUAUUAGCUUGCUCGUGUUGGAUAGUUUGAGAAAGAAUUCUGUUCAAUUUUCUGUUUGGUAUAGUAGACUGUUAUACCCUGUAUACCCUUAUGUUAAGAGCAACAUUUUUAAACUGUAGAUUUUGUGGUUUUACUAAUCGAAAUUAGAGACCGGGUCUAUUUACCGCA